Ostrinia nubilalis (European corn borer) is the source of this 409-nucleotide messenger RNA. Its product is annotated as cytochrome b-c1 complex subunit 8-like. Gene Ontology annotation, biological process: mitochondrial electron transport, ubiquinol to cytochrome c. The record is from RefSeq and is a predicted model, not a curated record. The transcript has 2 exons. Lineage: Eukaryota; Metazoa; Arthropoda; Insecta; Lepidoptera; Crambidae. Bases 87 to 350 code for a protein of 87 amino acids.
UCACCAGCAGUUUUUUGUUUUAUUCUCAUUGUUGUCUGUUGUUGUCAAUUGAAUUUACUAAUAAAUUGAUUUUGUAGAAUACUAAAAUGGGCAAACAUUUUGGUGAACUUGCUACAAUUCGUGGCAUAAUCGCCUACAAAAUAUCUCCUCAUGAACAGAAACCGUUUGCUGGAGCCUUUUCUUACGGAAUUCCAAAUUGUUUUCGAAGAUUUCGAGAAUGUGUUUUUGUCGUAGUCCCGCCUUUCGUGGUGGGGUACUUGGUUUACAAAGCCGCGGAAGAAGCUCACUAUUUGUCUAAAAGAAAGAAUCCUCGAGACUUUAUGUUCGAAGAAGACCCAGAAGCUAAAUAAUUGAUUGAACUACAUAUUAAGCUUUGUUUAUUUAAAUAAAUAAAUUGUUAGUUCUAUUA